Molecule: messenger RNA, 164 nt
Organism: Dentiscutata erythropus
Lineage: Eukaryota; Fungi; Glomeromycota; Glomeromycetes; Diversisporales; Gigasporaceae
Source: the annotation of a GenBank genome assembly
AUGGAAAAGUUGAUGCCAAUAAUAUUAGAAAAUUUGAAGGAGUGAUGUCAAGCUAUCCAAAACAAAUUAUACUAGGAAUAUUCAUGACUGGUCCAAAUUUACAAGGCAUUCUAUUUGAUACAUCAACAACCUACCAGUUAAAUGAAACAAGAUGCUUGGAUUAA